This is a messenger RNA of Anthostomella pinea, 1959 nucleotides long. Lineage: Eukaryota; Fungi; Ascomycota; Sordariomycetes; Xylariales; Xylariaceae. The record is from the annotation of a GenBank genome assembly.
AUGGCCCCGAAUGGCCCUCUUCAACCGUUAGAGGCGGACCAUCCCGGUAGCUCUUCGGAGGACAUCUCUGCGGCGUCUGCACGCGACCUGGAUGACAACUACCAGUUCUUCAAGGGUCCCGGGGACCUCGACGCCAGCGACGAUGAGGCCAAGCGGGUUCUACGGAAGAUUGAUCUUCGUGUCGUCCCGAUCCUCUUCAUGAUAUAUUUCCUCCAAUAUCUCGACAAGAACUCCAUCAACUUUGCGAAUACCUAUGGCUUGCAGCAAGGGACGAAUCUGCACGGCCAGGACUAUUCAUGGCUUGGCUCGAUAUUCUACUUUGGAUACUUGGCAUCCCAGCUGCCUUCUGCGUAUCUGAUGCAGAAACUCCCUAUCGGCAAAGUAGUGUCAUGUACAACUAUCGUCUGGGGAAUCAUCGUCAUGACUACGCCCGCUUGCACUUCCUUUGCAGGCAUAGCGACCAAUCGCUUCCUCCUUGGAUUCACCGAGGCGACGGUAAAUCCGGGCUUCGUUAUCAUUAUGUCGAUUUGGUAUACCUCCGCGGAGCAGCCCCUUCGCCUCGAGGCCUAUUACUGCACCAACGGCCUAGCUACCAUGUUCGGUGGUCUUAUUGGUUACGCUGUAGGCAAUAUUACGACUGGCCUCCCGAGAUGGAUGUAUGUCUUCCUCAUCUUCGGAUCUCUGAGUUUCGCCCAGGGCAUUCUCAGCUUCAUCUUCUUGCCUGAUGUCCCUGCGACUGCCCGGUUUCUGAACGAAAGGGAGCGCACCAUUGCCAUUGAUCGUGUGUCUCGGAAUAGGCAAGGUGUCAAAAACCACCACUUCAAGAAGGACCAGGCGAUUCAGUGUCUUUUAGAUCCGAGUAAGGACACCCAGAAUUCCUCCCGUAUCCCAGCUUCAAUCGUGAGCACCUGGUUCUAUACAGGGGUGCUUUUUGGCUCACGUACUGACCUCGAGCUCGCAGAAACCUGGAUUCUAUUUAUCAUGGCCACUGGAGCCCAAGUACCAAAUUCUGCCAUUACUAGUUUCGCCAGCGCCAUCAUCAAAAGCUUCGGCUUCGACGCCCUCGGCACGCAGUACAUGCAGAUUCCUGGCGGUGCAGUCCAGUUCCUGGCUCUCAUCAUCGGUGGCUGGAUCUGCACCAAGUGGCCACGAGGGACCAGAUGUCCUACGAUGAUCGUUGCCAACUUGAUCUGUAUCCUUGGGUCUGCCCUUCUCGUGAAACUGCCAGACAGUAACAAGUGGGGUCGUCUGGUUGCCCUAUGGCUCUGCUACUUUCAGGGGCUGGGCUUUAGUAUGUCCCUGACGAUGAUAUCCUCCAACAUUGCAGGAUCGACGAAGAAGUCGUUGACCGCGGCCAUACUUUUCACAGGGUACUGUGUUGGAAAUAUCAUUGGACCGCAGACGUUCCGAGAGUCGGAAGCGCCAUACUACCACAGCGCCUACAUUGCCAUGCUCGUCGGCUACACCGUCAAGCUGGUCAUGAUCAUAGUGCUGUACGUCUACAUGUGGCGCGUCAACAAGGCGAGGGACGCGAUGGGGCCGACAGAUGAGAAAGCAGCGGACAUCACGAUUAGCGUCCUCAAGGACCAUGGUGGCUCCAGAGCCAAGCUCAUGACGCUCGCGGUCGAGGCUUACCACGAACACCAGAUGGUAGAACAAGCACCGGCCGAUCAAGAUACAGUAGAGCCCGAACUCCCUUCCAACAGCAAGAGUGUCAAGCAGGAGAAUGGCCAACCUGAUGGCAAUGAGGACGCUGGGCUUGUUGCCCCCCACACACCGGUCAACGAGUCCGUGUGGCGACCCCAGAAGAAGCUUUCAAGAAGUGUCAGAAGACGCUUGAACAAGAGCAGACAGGCCGCCGAAAGCAAUGCCCAAACUGGAGACCAGAGCCCAGCGCAGCGAAGCAGCAAGAGGACAGCUGAUGUUGCAUUCUCGGAAGGUACAAUCGAAGACGAGUAG